UAUACACGGAUAACGAUAAAUAUAGGUUGGCUAUGUCGUCAUCUCUCUGCGACUGCCAGUUCAGCUUUUAAGGAAGCGAAUUUAACAGACAAGUUUGGCUUUACUAUUAAGAGCCGGCAACGAUGUCUGGAAGCUUCUACUUUGUGAUGGUUGGUCAUCGCGACAAUCCAGUGUUUGAGAUGGAGUUCCUCCCGGCUGGGAAGCCUGAAUCAAAGGAUGACCAUCGUCACCUGAACCAGUUUAUUGCACACGCAGCCCUGGAUUUGGUGGAUGAAAACAUGUGGCUAUCCAACAACAUGUACUUGAAGACGGUGGACAAGUUCAACGAGUGGUUUGUUUCUGCCUUUGUCACUGCAGGACAUAUAAGAUUCAUUAUGCUGCAUGAUGUUCGACAAGAAGAUGGAAUCAAAAACUUUUUUAAUGAUGUGUAUGACCUAUACAUUAAGUUUGCAAUGAAUCCAUUCUACGAAACCAACGCGCCGAUACGCUCAACAGCUUUUGACAGGAAAGUCCAGUUUCUUGGAAAGAAGCAUCUCCUGAGUUAAUCUCUUAGGAGGAGAACUUGAACUCAUCUUGUCUAUUUGUUGUAUCAUACUUAACACAUUUGUUGAAUGCCUGUGUUUGAUUUCCAGUUCUACAGAAUGUAUUGUUGAUUUGUAAAAAAUGUGUCUUGUCUGACGUACUUUCUAUUUUUGUAUGAUGGACUACUAUAAUAUCACUAUUAAGGCUUAGAAAGGGCUAUUUAGCCAAAAUACAAUACAUACAACAUUUACAUUAACGGACACAAUCUUAUGUGUUGGUGUAUGUUUUACUUCAUCCAACAGUUGUAAUAGUCAUGGCAGUGGGUAGAGAGCAUGGCUACAUGGGAAGAGUCAUUUUAAUUACAAAAUUAACUGACUUAUCAACAGUCCUCAGACUAUGAAUCAUGCGUUACAGACAGUUCUCAGGGUUUUUUAUUUCUCAUUUGGCAUAACAGUAGUACAACUUCGAAUAUAGAUGAACGUAUGAGAAGUAGUUUAGGUGAAUGAACGGUUCACUACUUUUUUUUUAAGCCGUGGGGAAGACUUUCAACUGUAACUGUAAAAAAAUGUUCAUAGAGUGCUUUUAAAAUCAGGAAUCAUCAUUUAAAACAAUAAACCCAGCAAUAAGGAA
Molecule: messenger RNA, 1152 nt
Organism: Mugil cephalus (flathead mullet)
Lineage: Eukaryota; Metazoa; Chordata; Actinopteri; Mugiliformes; Mugilidae
Gene: trappc2
Product: trafficking protein particle complex subunit 2
Exons: 5
Coding region: 123-545 (140 amino acids)
Biological process (GO): endoplasmic reticulum to Golgi vesicle-mediated transport
Cellular component (GO): nucleus; cytoplasm; TRAPP complex
Source: RefSeq, a predicted model, not a curated record